CUGGGCGGGGUGACGUGUGCGGAGCUGGAGCCCAGGCAGCAGCAGAAGUUCGUUAUUAAUGUCAGGACUUCCUCCUGUCUGUUAGUCACCAGUCUACUGCCGGAGGCUCCCAACGGUUUUACACGGAUAUUCCAUCCUGUCGAAAUGAAACGGAACUUUUACGGUACAAAACAGAACUGUUGAUUCUAGUGGAUCCGUAACCUUCUUUACCAGAGACCACGAUGUGAAUAAAUAGUCACUUGCAGGAUUUAUUGGUGGAUUUUUGUGGUUACUGAAAGGCGGGACGUGGUCUGACCAUACUGGGGCGGAGGAGCGGUUGGUCAACCAUGCUGUGGCCAGGUUUAGCGCACUGGGUAGCGGCUGUGUUUCUCUGUAGGGUCGCCUCGGCGCAGUACACCAGCGACCAGUGCAGCUGGAGAGGAAGUGGUCUGACCCAUGAGUCUCACUCCCGUGAUGUGGAGCAGGUAUACCUGCGUUGCUCCCAGGGCAGUCUAGAGUGGCUCUAUCCUACUGGGGCCCUCAUCGUCAACCUGCGGCCCAACACGGAGCCCACGUCUGGGGCUUCCCCCGGCCUGCACGCCUGCAUCAAGCCCCAGACAGACUCCCGCGGAUCACACCUCUACCUGGAGAGAGCUGGACAGCUCCGCCUGCUGAUGUCUGAGACAGAACAGGCGCAUGGCAGGGUGCAGUGUUUCUCCCUGACAGAGGGGGCGCUGUUCAUAGAGGCAGUGGGCCAGCAGGACAUCAGCAAGAGGAUCACAGUGUUUCAGUAUGAACUGGUGGCCAGCCACGGACCUGGAGCUCACCUGUACCCACACCUCAACACUGGCACUGCCUCCUGUACACCCUGCACAGAUGACCAGAUCCUGAUGGCGGUAUGCACCAGCGACUUUGCGGGUCGUGGCAGUAUCCGUGGCGUUGACACGCCCUCGUCAUCAGACCACUCCUCCGUUGCCGUGACGCUAAGCCGCCUGUUCCAUCAGAAGAGCGGAGUGUUCUCUUGGGGCGGAGCCAGAGGAAAGGGGUGGUCCGGACGUCUGAACACGCCCCUGCGGUGCUGGCUGCAGCCGAGGGAGAAGGGGGAGUUCCUGUUCACGGGGGCAGUGCGGUUCGGAGAGGCGUGGCUUGGCUGCUCCCCGCACUACCGCCACUUUCUGAAGCUCUACCGGACCGCCCUGGAGACAGGAAGUAACCCCUGUCACAUGAACAUGGACACAGACUGAGGCACGCCCCUUCCGCCCAGGUGACAACCAAUCAGGGAACAGGAUUGGGAAACAAACUCAGCGAAUCAGGGACAUAUCAGAGAGAGGGCUGGGUCGCUGGCUGGACUGACAGGGCCCUGAUCCAAUCAGAGGAGGGAGGUCGUAAAGGGGCGGAAUCUUUGAUAUGCCUGAGAGGUGAUUGGACGUGGUCCCAAGCCCUGCUAACCGAUUGGCUGAAGCUCUUACAGUUGCCUAGCAGCAAGGAUAGUUGGCCUGUGUCUGAACAGUUCUAAAGCCAUCUGUGUGUGUGUGUGUGUCUGUGUGUGUGUGUGUGUGUGUGUGUUGGAAAUAGAUGUAAAUAUGAUCAUUGUUGUAAUGAAAGUUUGUUUUGUGAAAAGCUUUAUGUUUAGAGGUUGUCUUCUGACAGAAGUGUAUAAUGGGUUCCUGCACAGCGUGUGUCUUCGCGUGUUUGUGUGUGUCUUAGCAUGCUCUUGUGUGUCUUAGCGUGUUCGUGUGUGUCUUAGCGUACUCUUGUGUGUGUUUGUGUGUGCGCGCUAGGGAGUUUGUGAACGUGUAUGUACUAGCCUGUGAAUGUGUGUGUGCGCUAGCGUGUGUGGUUCUGCACUAGCUUGUGUGAAGGUGUGUGUGUGAAGGUGUGUGUGAAGGUGUGUGUGUGUGAACGUGUGUGUGUGCGACUGUGUUAAAGUACAAUAGCACUCUGGCUCUCUGUUCUAGGGAAUAAACUAUCUUCCUGGAACAAGU
Oncorhynchus kisutch (coho salmon) is the source of this 1964-nucleotide messenger RNA. RefSeq names its product meteorin-like protein. Bases 327 to 1223 code for a protein of 298 amino acids. Gene Ontology annotation, biological process: positive regulation of brown fat cell differentiation; energy homeostasis. Gene Ontology annotation, molecular function: hormone activity. The record is from RefSeq and is a predicted model, not a curated record. NCBI's taxonomy places the organism in Eukaryota, Metazoa, Chordata, Actinopteri, Salmoniformes, Salmonidae. The transcript is spliced from 5 exons.